GAAGAAGCAGAAGAAGAAGAAGCAAAAGAAGAAGAAAUCAAAAUUAGGCUUAGCAGCAAGCUAGAUAGGGGAAAAAGUGAAAUGAAAUGAGCCAAUGUAAAAUGAGCGGAAGCAGAUAUUUCCGGGGGUUUGUCAUUUGAAGCCAGCACAACUGUCAUAAAAUUACAAUCCAUAAUCAUGUGGUGACCUAUCCUGAAACCAAAAGGUGCAUCAGGACCAGCCAGAAGGAGCUUUCUAGCAUAGAUGAAGCAUGAAGAGCCCAGUGCACCGAUGCAGGGACGUGGAGCACAACCGUGGGCAAGCGUGGGCAGGAACCACUUUCUUACAGGCCGAGCAACGCAUCCCCAUCUCCAAGGACGUCAUCACCUCCUCGUCUGCUUCCGCCAUGUGGUUCAUUAAGGACGCCUGUGGCAUCAUUUGCGCUCUCAUCACGUGGCUGCUAGUUUUGUAUGCAGAGUUUGUAGUACUGUUUGUCAUGCUGCUGCCCUCCAAGAAUCUGACGUACAGCAUUGUCAACGGGUCUUUGUUCAACGCUCUGGCCUUUCUUGCCCUCGCCUCACACGUCAGAGCCAUGUGCACUGAUCCUGGGGCAGUGCCCAAAGGCAAUGCAACCAAGGAAUACAUAGAAAGCCUUCAGCUGAAACCAGGACAGGUGGUCUACAAAUGUCCCAAGUGCUGUAGCAUCAAGCCUGACCGAGCACAUCACUGCAGUGUUUGCAAACGCUGCAUACGGAAGAUGGACCACCAUUGCCCCUGGGUCAACAACUGUGUUGGGGAGAACAAUCAAAAGUACUUUGUGCUAUUUACUAUGUACAUUGCACUUGUCUCUCUCCAUGCUCUAUUCAUGGUGGUUUUCCACUUUCUCUACUGCUUUGAAGAAGAUUGGACAAAGUGCAGUUCCUUCUCUCCACCAGCAACAGUCAUCCUCCUCAUACUACUGUGCUUUGAGGGUCUCCUCUUCCUCAUCUUCACCUCUGUGAUGUUCGGUACCCAAGUCCACUCCAUCUGUACUGAUGAAACUGGAAUCGAACGCUUGAAGGGUGAAGCGGGCAAGUGGGAGAAGACGCCGUGCUGGGAGGCCAUGAAGAUGGCGUUCGGGGGCCCCUUCUCCCUGACUUGGUGCAGUCCAUUCUCUGGGUUGAGCUGCAAGAAGAACCCCGCAGAGCUUAGCCCUUUUCCGCAGGGCGACAUCAUCGAGGAGGAUGUCAUUGAGAUCCCGUUCAACUAGGACUGCUUGCACACAGCCAUGUUGGUAGGCCACACUUUAUUUCAUACAAUACUGAAACUCAAAUGAAAUAUAUUUUUAUCUCCAUAAUAUUUACAGUCCUGUGGGGAGAAAAAAAAGAAUAUACCAAAAGAAUAUAGAAUAGUCCCUUAUCUGUGCCAAGGGCAGAUUUUUUUUGUUCCUUCUCCCAAAACAUAAAGCAACGAUGAGGGACCACAUUAAGAUUUCAAAAUGGCAGCUUUAAAAUCAUUCCCAACAUGCAAUAAUGAGAAUGCAGUCAUAGCUUAAUCUACCUUGGAUCAAAUAAUAUAUAUGUCUGUGGUCGCCUCUGAAAUCAGUGUUGGGUCAGCCAGCGCUUCACGUUUUGUUAGGUCUAGCCUUGAUGCCAUUUAUGUUCAGUUUUCUUCAGACUACAUAUGUAUUCUGCAGUACUGUACUUGUGCAGCCGUGACCAAAGGUUUAGCAAUUCUUCAGGCAAUAGGGUCUGAUCCCUGAUGACAAUAGUGAAAAUCUGUGUAAUUGAUGUCACACUAAAAAGGGUUAUAACUGUGGAUGCCACAAGAGGGUGGCAAAGCACUAUUUUUGACUAAUUGGAACUCAAACCACUUCAAUAGGGCUUAGUGCAGGGGUCCCCAAACUUUUUCCUGUGAGGGCCACAUAACCUUUCCCUUCUCUGAUGGCGGGCCGGUGGCAGUUUGUAACAGAAAAAGUGUGACGAUCGUAGGGGAGCUUAAAAAAAAUAUUGUUUUCCAGAAAGCCACACAUAACCAAAUAACGGUUAUUUAAUAACCCUUUCCAGGUUCUUUACAGAAAAAAAGUCAGGAAACAAAUAAUAACACUAUUAAUGAAAUAAAUAAUAACUAAACCCUCUCUGAGUUCUUCACAGAAAAAACAGGAAAUAAAUAACUAAAUAACUCUCUCUGGGUUCUUCAUAGAAAAAAAAACAUGGAACAUUAACUUUCUGUUGUGCCAUGAACAAUCUUAACAGAUAAAAGUUCAGCUCAGUUGUCAGAGCAGAACCUCUCUGACACAUAUGAGCAGUCUCUUAAAGUUCUUGUGUUCCUUCCUUAUAAUCCUUUUGUAGGUUCCAGUAGGCUUGUAGACACUGCUGUCUUUUUUGUUAAAGUUUGAUAGUGCGUCAUAGUCUGGAGUAAAAUUUGUUGUGGCAAUUCUUAGGCGAGAUCCGAGGUGUUUGUCCGUUUACCUCGAUCUGUGACGGGUAGAUGUUGACGUUCAUGUGGCUGAACGUCACGUCGCGUACGUCGAGCCAAAUUGGCAACUCUUUUAAACGCUCGGCACUGUGUUCACCCUGCUUUACUUGGGCGACAUUUUAACGGAAGGAUUCCAGGGGAAGGUUUGUGGGUGGCUUUAGCGCAAAACUGCAUCUGAAAGCUCAGCGCGCAAAUUACAAGAAUGCUGUCGUCACAGCCCACGCUCUAAAUUCGGGACUGAUACAAAUAGAGCGCGAGUGCGCCAUGUCCGUACACGCACUUGUGAGUGUGCACCGAGCUUUCUGACACGGCUUCCGGUAGUAAAUGCGCAGGCGAGCGCUUCCCCAUCUACUGGGCAAACGCAGUCAUUGCAGGCAAAAUGAGCAAAAAAAAAAAAAAAAAAAGUUUAAUAAUACAAUUUGUUCAGGGUUGGCGGGCCGGAUUAAACGGUCCCGCGGGCCGUAUCCGGCCCGCGGGCCGUAGUUUGGUGACCCCUGGCUUAGUGACACAAUAGUACUUUUAUUUUUUUUCAGAGGGUAAGUUUCCCUAAAAUGUGGGGAUUAACUUUCAACUCAAUGUUGUGUAAUACUUUGUGCUGCUUCUGUUUUCAUGUUUAAUCAUAUUGAUUCUCUAUAAGCAUAUAUGGACACAUAGUUUUUGUUUAUUUGCAUUUUUCCAUAGACAAAAAUGCUAUCAACAUUAUUCUUUCCACAAAGGUGCAAAAUUGCCAAAGAUACUGCCAUCAAUGUGUACUCACUAGAAAAUUAUCAAGUUCAUUGUCUUGAGUGGCGGACUUGUGUUGCUGCCUUUUAUGAAUGAAUGGAUCCUUCUAACUUUUCUAUUUUCAACGUAUUUUACAGGCAUUGCCGGUUUUUAAAAUUGUAUUUUUUUUAAGAACAAAAUGUGUCCAACAAGGGGAGAAAACUAUUUAAACGUUAAAUGUGUUACAGCAGCAAAGUUAGUGUAAUGCUAACUUUGAGUCACUGCAAAGAUGUGACAGUUUUGUCUGACUUUUAAUGUAAUAUCCUUGCAAACACGAGAAAAUCCUGUACUGCCUAUUCCAAAGUAAAUGUUAUUUUAAGAAUGUUGUGACAAGAACUAUUGUGCUUUCUGUUCACUACUACCUGUUGGCUUUACCGAGGUGGCAGCUGAGUGACUAAAUGAACACCAAACGUAGCACUAAUACUCUAGAGCUCAUUGUAUCCACUUUUGUCAUUGCCACUGUGCCUUAUCUUCCUUUACGUUUAUGAAUCGAUUUGUCUUGUUUAAAUUAUGUCGGAUGUUGUUUAUUUAGGUGGCAGUAUGAGGGCUUUUAACUCAUUAAAUGGGUGCUAAAAAUCA
This is a messenger RNA of Syngnathus typhle (broad-nosed pipefish), 3777 nucleotides long. It is a transcript of the gene zdhhc3a, whose product is annotated as zinc finger DHHC-type palmitoyltransferase 3a. The record is from RefSeq and is a predicted model, not a curated record. Gene Ontology annotation, cellular component: Golgi apparatus; endoplasmic reticulum. Gene Ontology annotation, biological process: peptidyl-L-cysteine S-palmitoylation; protein targeting to membrane. Bases 251 to 1228 code for a protein of 325 amino acids. Lineage: Eukaryota; Metazoa; Chordata; Actinopteri; Syngnathiformes; Syngnathidae. Gene Ontology annotation, molecular function: protein-cysteine S-palmitoyltransferase activity. The transcript is spliced from 7 exons.